Messenger RNA from Nematostella vectensis (starlet sea anemone), 3146 nucleotides. Its product is annotated as tubulin polyglutamylase ttll6. The coding region runs from base 165 to 2879 and encodes 904 amino acids. The transcript has 16 exons. Gene Ontology annotation, biological process: protein polyglutamylation; microtubule cytoskeleton organization. The record is from RefSeq and is a predicted model, not a curated record. Gene Ontology annotation, molecular function: tubulin binding; tubulin-glutamic acid ligase activity. Lineage: Eukaryota; Metazoa; Cnidaria; Anthozoa; Actiniaria; Edwardsiidae. Gene Ontology annotation, cellular component: cilium.
ACUGGAAAGCCAAUCACUUUCAAGUUCGGUUGCUAGCCCGGAACAUGUACAAUAGCGACAUAACAAAUGAUCAUGGCUUCCACUUUCCGUGAUUCAAAAUAAUGCCCGGAGAACGUUAGGAAACACUUUAAACCUAUACCAUAACACGUGGAUAGUAUUGAAGAAUGACUGAAAAUGAAGCUCCUGGAGAAAAUAGCGAUAUUGAAAGUGAAAUUAGCGAUCACGGGGAGAGCGAAGUCGAGGGAGAAGGUGUAGACGAUUUUGAAUCAACAGUUCCUUCGGUCACUGAACAAAUACCGCAAACUCCAAGCUCCCUCAAGAAGACAAAGCCAAAAAAGAAGAAGAAAAAAUGGCUGAGUGUGUGUUUAACGAAUUGCAAGUACGAUUCGGUUCGCAGAGUCACGAAAAGGUUUGGAAUGAAAGAAGUUGGGGAAGAGGACGACUGGUCGUUGUUUUGGAUCGAUUGCUCUGUGGCCUUGGAACGAUGCAUGGAAAUGAAACGCUACCAAAAAAUCAACCACUUCCCUGGUAUGAGUGAGAUUUGUAGAAAGGAUCUUCUUGCAAGGAACAUGAAUCGUUUGUGGAAACAGUUUCCAAACGAUUAUGCUGUCUUCCCAAAAACAUGGGUGUUGCCCGCUGAUUAUGGUGACUUUCAAUCUUAUUGUCGACAAAAGAAGAACAAGACGUUUAUUACAAAGCCUGAAAGUGGCAGCCAGGGGAAAGGGAUUGUCAUCACAAAAAAUCCAAAGGAUAUCAAGCCUGGGGAGCAUCUGGUUUGUCAGCAGUAUGUGUCCAAACCAUUUCUGAUUGACGGCUUCAAGUUUGACCUUAGGAUCUAUGUUCUAGUCACUUCUUGUGACCCUCUGCGUGUAUUUGUCUAUGAAGACGGCUUGGCUAGAUUUGCCACAUCGAAGUACACAGAACCACAGAAUAACAACCUGGAUGACAUCUGUAUGCACCUUACCAACUACUCUAUUAACAAGCACAGCAAAGACUUUAUACGAGAUGAGGAAAUUGGAAGCAAAAGAAGAAUAACCACCAUCAACAACUGGUUUGUUGAGAAUGGAUACGACCUGAAAGAAAUUUGGGAUGGAAUUGAGGACUGUAUCAUCAAGACUUUGGUUACUGCUCAUCCUAUCCUCAAGCAUAAUUACCGGACCUGUUUUCCAAAUCAUAACAAGGGGAGUGCCUGCUUUGAGAUCCUCGGCUUUGAUGUUUUGCUGGACAAGAAGUUGAAGCCAUGGGUCAUUGAGGUAAACCACUCACCAAGUUUCACGACUGAUUCCCCGCUGGACAAGGAGAUCAAGGAAGGUCUCAUGUCCGAUGCACUCGCCUUGCUGAACUUUGGGGCUUGCGAUAGGCGGAAGAUCAUCGAAGAAGACAAGCGGCGAGUGAGAGAGAGACUUUUACAGAAACAGCGCCCAAAGGAGCCCAAACGGGAUGACUGCGAAAAUCAACAGCAGUAUAACGAGUGGAUUACCAAGUACGAGGACAAAAACCUCGGCAAAUACAGACGGAUCUACCCCCAAGGUAAUGAGGAGAAGUAUGCGAGGUUCUUUGAGAACAGUUGCUCGCUCUUCCAGGAGACGGCGGCUUCUAAAGCGAGGAUAGAGUGCGCGAGGGUACAACGCGAGCAGAUCCAAGCAAAGCAGCAGGAGGUAGAUGCUGCGCGCCAAAAGAAUGCUGGGAAGGCAGCAAAACGAGACGGAAUGAGACCCGAGAGCCCGCACGGCGGCCGUCGCUCCACUCGAAGAAUGUUGCCAAGAAGACCAUAUGGCAACAAAGACAAGAACGAGGAUGCAAGGAUGAAUGGAUCCACCGAUGCCCUAGAUACCAGUAGGCCGCUGGAAAUCAUGGAAGAGGAGGAACUGGAGCGAAUUACGUCAAUACUCCAGCGCGAUAAUCUAAUAAGAGGACUAGGGAUAAUAGAGUUCGUACACAGGCUUUUGCACUGCACCCCGGGCACAGGGGGCCCGCAGAAAAGCUGUGCUCUACACGAUAGGAACUCGAGAGACGAUCCGCGCUCGUUUAACUCACAUGACCACCUUCCCACAAGUCUAGCGGACAAAGUCAUAUCUAAUCUUCAUCACUCAGGCGGCGUAGCCACUUCCGGCGCCGCCAGCAUCAACUGCGUCACUUCCGGCAUGGGAAGGUUGAACCCGUUCCAGCAAUCAACACAAUCAAUGUCCAAUGUAGUAAAUCUAAAUUCCAUGAAUCAACAAGGACCACCUUCUUUGACAAGAACAGAUAGACGUGCGCUAGCUUCUGUAGGAAUAGUCCCAGUUGCCCCUGCUGGGAAUAACAUAGGUAUCCCACGACAUAGAUAUGGGUCACGGAAAAUCGUCCAGAAACCGAGUGGGGUCAUGGACGAGUGGCGAACACCAGAAGACGUUCGGUUUAACCCGACGUACGAACUUGCGAACUCGAAGUUUAAACGAAGGACGUUUAGUGCGACGGGAUUAAAAAUGCUUCAAGACCCUGUGAAUUCCGGCCGUGUGAACCCUCGUGUGGCCGCGUCUGCAUACCCUGGUUCACAAACGAACAUGUCCAGUCCAGGCGGGGUGACGCCCUACUCGACCACUCAGCAGUACAUGUGCUCUGUCUAUCCUUUUCCUAAUGUCAUGAAAGUGACGCCACCACCAAACUCUUUAGAGUUAUCAGUUAUAUCCGGUCCGGCUCCUGUGAGUUACCGGUCCGACCCGAAUAUACAAAGUAAUAUGGGACCUACGGCCGCGCAGGAUGAUGGGAUACCGCAAGGACGACCUCCCCCUUCAGGACAAGCGAGAUCCACAAAGGCUCAGCGCGCACGAGGAGCUACCAACACGAUGCGACUGAAGCAGCUCGAGCUCCGAGAAAACCACGCCGUUGCCCUCAGCUAAUCGAUAACUACUCGAGAGUUACUCAAAUCCUUCCGGCACGUCUGUCGACUGCACAUCGCAGAACGUGGUCUUUUUUUAGCAAUAGAUAGCAGCAAAUGUUUACAAUUCUAAUGAUAGCAAAUAAUGAUAGUAAAUAAUAUUGUAUUCAAAUUUGUAAUCUAAAAACCAAAGGUGUAUUUAAUAAUUUCUUCUAGAAAUGUUUAAAAUGCUAUGCGUUUUAAUGUGAGCCAAAAACCAUUAACAAAUAAACGCAAUGUUUUGUAUUUA